Recurvomyces mirabilis is the source of this 927-nucleotide messenger RNA. RefSeq lists its product as uncharacterized. The transcript has 2 exons. The record is from RefSeq and is a predicted model, not a curated record. The coding region runs from base 1 to 927 and encodes 308 amino acids. Lineage: Eukaryota; Fungi; Ascomycota; Dothideomycetes; Mycosphaerellales; Teratosphaeriaceae. Gene Ontology annotation, biological process: protein secretion; Golgi organization. Gene Ontology annotation, cellular component: Golgi apparatus.
AUGUGCAUCUCGCUCAUAUCCACAGCACAUCCAGACUACCCUUUCAUACUACUCAACAAUCGUGACGAAUUCCUCAAUCGUCCGACAGCUCGAGCAGAUUGGUGGGAGUCACUUAACCAGCACAUUCUUGGAGGACGGGAUCUGCAGAGGCAGAUCCGAGGCACAUGGCUUGCCAUCACUCGAGAUGGACGUAUAGCGAACUUGACAAACUUUCGUGACGAGGGUGUCGAGGUCUCACGAAAUAAGAGCCGUGGAGGGCUUGUAAAUUCUUAUGUGACCACGCCACCUUAUCCUGAUCCCCACGAUGAGUCCUUCAUCCGAAGUCUUGUCGACGAUUUUGGCAUCCAAGAUGUCGGAGGGUUCACCCUCUUAUUCGGUCGCUUACGCAAGCCCAAGGACGGCAAGGUUACCGGACUAGGCGUGAUAUCAAACCGAACCGAAUCUAGUGCAGACACGGAACGAAUAUGCACAGAAAGAGAUCAAACCAACGGGCUCAGCAACAGCCACUACGGUGAUUCAAGUUGGCCGAAAAUCGUGCACGGCGAGCAACUGCUCAAUCAAGCCAUCAAGACGUCUGUCAGCCGGAGGGACGACGAAGACCAAUUCAUUGAAAGUCUGUUUGACAUCUUGUCUGUCGACACGCUACCACGGCCACAGGAUAAUGAGCCAUGGCAGUCAUAUACUCGACAACUUCGCAAUUCGAUUUUCAUUCCGCCCUUUGGUGGCGAGGACGUCGAGAAGAAGCCAGCUGAUAAGAUUGCCGCUGCCAAUGGCACAAGCACACCUGAUCAAAGUACUGUAACGGUUGGUGAAGAGGGUGAAGUCACAUUCAUCGAACGGUCUUUGCACGACGGGAAGGACGUGGAACCAGAAUUCAGUGAUCGAGACAGGAGGUUCGAGUUCAAAAUAGACGGGUGGGAGCAUUGA